AUGGCCGCUUCUUCUGCGCUCAGCUGCACUCCGGCACGCCCGCUGACCAACACGUCAUUUGCGGCCACCUCGGAGCUGCUUGUGGCUGCAGACGCGCCCGACGGGGCGGCGUUGUAUGCGUUAGGGGACCCUCAAGCGCCGCCGACCUGGUUGGCCCACGAUGGCGCGCUCGCCGCGGGGUUUGCGCCGCCGGAGCUUUGCUCCGAUCCCCGGCCCAAUCCCACUAUCAUCACAGCGUCGACAGACAGUCUUUGCUGGUGGUCAGCUGUUGUCCUUCGAGAUCCAGACUCGGGCGCAGUAGUGGCGACGACGGCGUCGCUGAUCGCAGAGACCCCGCUUGGCCUCCCGGCGCUGCCGCACCCGCUGCCGCGCUCAGGCACGCUGGUGUGGGCGCCCGACGCUUCUCGCCUCGCUCUUGUCCUUGGUGCCACCAUAUGUGUUUACAAGUUCCCAGACGCCGGCUUUGCCGGCGUGGCACUGGCCGCCGUCCUCGUUGGUAACGAUGGCCCAGUCAUCGACUGCGCGUUUGGCGCGUUCCCCGGCGCCGAACACCUGUUGUUCUCGGUCGCGCCUGCCGACGGUACAUUCAAGGUGUGGAAUCUUGAGACACGCGACUUUGAGUUUGUAUCGCCGGUUCUGGACGCGUACGGUGUCGGCGAUGCCGUCGCCUCGGCCGAUUUAGCUUCCAUCGCCUCGCUGGCAGAUGCUGCCCUCGUCGCCAUCGGCACGACUGCGGGGCACGUCCACCUCUACCGGUUCGAGCUGCCAAGGAGUGGCUCGCUUGAGCGCACUUCCUUUACCUCACUUCGCACUCUCUCGCUCUCAUCGUUUGCCGGUCGCCUUGCCGAGGCCGGUGCCGUCGAAGCUGCCGAACGCGACCUGGCCACCAAGCCUGUUGUCAUCUCCUCGCAGCCGCGUUGGAAGGUAGAUCCCUCGUCGGCGCUUCCUGGCUUGACCGAUAUCCAUGCCGAACGCGCAGCAGUGAUUGAGCUGGCUCGCGCGGCUGAAGCCUCGCGAUGGGCAAGCGCGGCCGAUGGAGCUGACACGCUUCCAGUCCUGGCCAUCCUCCCACUUGCCACGUCAUUUCUCCUCUGUUCGCCGCGCUUGGUCUGCUCCCUUGAUGCCCUCUCGUCGAGCCCCACUGUUGUGGCUGCCGUCGAUGGUUUUCUGCUUCCGAAUGCGCUCGCUGAGAGCGUGGCGAGCAUGCCGCUUGCCGGCGCGUUUGCACUCGUUGGGCCAACGCCUCAACUCCUCGUCGGCGCGCUGGCCACACCGUCGGUGUCUGUUGUGCCGUUGCCUACGCUUGGGCUCCUUUCCUCUGAGAGCCUUGAUGCGCCGAGUGUGUUACAGCCGGAGCAAGUUGACCUUGCUCUCUUUGCUUCCCGACCCGAGCUGAUGGGCUCGCUCCUUAUCCCGCGUGGGCGGACCAAGCUCAAGGCGAGCAAGCCGGCGCGCGGCCGCGGGCGUAGUCGUGGACGUGGACGUGGACGCGGGCGCGGUCGCGGGCGUGGACAAGCUGUUGCUAUGCCCAAGACCUCGGGAUAUGGCGUGACCCAUGCCAAAGUCAAACUGUUUUCUGGCUCGAGUGCGCGACGGACAAAGGCGGCUGAGGCGGCUCGUGCCAAGGCCAAGCGAAAAGCCACUCCUGCGCGGAAGAUCCGGGUCCAAGGCGAGACGCUUGCCAAACUCCGCGCUGACUCGGGGUACCACAGCCUUGCUGCUGCACACGAUGACAUGGCGUGGGAAGCACAGGCCAAGAACAACCUGGCGCUGCCGCUCCAUGCAAGCGCCAUCACCUCACUCGAGUACGCACCGACUGGUAGCGUACUUGUCUCGGCCUCAGCUGACUGCACGGUGAAACUCACCAAGCUCCCGGUCUCCAAGUACAACGGCGCAUCGGUGCUGGACGCAGUUGGACGGUACCCCAUGGCGAGCGCAAGCCUCACGCCAGCCGGCCUCGCCACGCCGCUUGUUCUCGCUCGCUCGUCGCGCGAGCUUGCUCUCUGGGCUGGAUCGCCGCUCUCCGGUGUGACUGACCCGCUCGUUCGUGCUACGCCGGGCGAUGCGCUCUCCGACGUCGGCCCGCACGCCACAUGGACCAGCGCGCAGUUCUUUGGCUUUGCCGAUGCCCGGCUUGUUCUCGCGGCUUCGGGUGCGACCGCCGCGCUGCUCCGGUACAAGGUUGAGUUGCCGAGCACAGCCAACCCGACACCGCGCGCAGACAGAGGUGCGAUGCGGGCUGUGGCAUCAGUGGCACUCGAUGCCCAAGGUAUUGUCGGCCUUGCUGCUCACGCGCCUGCGCACAAUGGUGUCGUUGAGCUGGCAGGCACCCAUGCGGUCCUCGCUGCGUCAGACAAGUCGCUCACCCUUGUCGACUGGGCAGCUGGCGGCGCAGUCGUGGCGAGUGGCCUGGCAGAGACUCGACGGACGAUCCAGACGUUGGCGCUCCCAUCGUCUGGACUCGGUCUCCCGCAGCAUCCUUGGCUCACCGCGGUGGCGUCGGCAGACUCGCGGAUCGGGCUCUAUGACCUGCGCACGCUUGGGCUGCCGUCGGCUGGACCGGUGCGGGUUGUUGAGGGCCAUACCGCGCGGAAGAUGGGUGUCGGCCUAGACUUUUCGCCAUGCGGCCGCUAUCUGGCCUCGGGCUCGGAAGACAAGUGUGCGUACGUGUGGGACCUGCGCUCAUCGGCCUCACCGCUCUCCAAGCUCCGCGGCCACGCGGAUGUCGUCGCCGCUGUCGCCUUUAACCCUGUCCAUCCGCAGCUCGCCACAGGCUCGUUUGAUGGCCGGCUCCGGUUCUGGGUUGUUGCAUGAGCUGCCGUUUACACCUUGCCUUUGUUCUUGCUCUUGCUCUUGUUCUUGUUCUUAUCUUUCGUCUUGGCCUUUGACUUGGCCUUUGUCUUGGACUCGGACUCGGGCUCCGGCGUAGGCUCAGGCGUAGGCUCAACUGUGGGUCCGAUAUCAGCGCUGGGUUCAGACGUGACCUGGUCGACCACGCCGUUCUUUGGCUUGUUCUUCCUCUUGGCCUUCCCCCUGGACUUCCCUUUGUCCUUUUCCUUGCUCUUGGAUUUGGGCUGUACCUUGGCGUCGGGUGCGGCCUCGACACCUGUGCCAGAAUCCUCCCUCCUCAAACCAACCGCAUUGUUGGCAGCGUUCUUGUCCUC
This is a messenger RNA of Thecamonas trahens ATCC 50062, 3164 nucleotides long. Its product is annotated as ribosome assembly protein 4. NCBI's taxonomy places the organism in Eukaryota, Apusomonadida, Apusomonadidae. Bases 1 to 2814 code for a protein of 937 amino acids. Gene Ontology annotation, molecular function: protein binding. The transcript has a single exon. The record is from RefSeq and is a predicted model, not a curated record.